CCGCACAUUGUGGUGUGGGGAAAGGCAAAUCCAAGCAGAAACAUAAGCAUGUCGAAGUUGAGGGUAACCCUGAACUCAAAACUAACGGUUGUGUCGAGCAGACCAGUUAGCUCUGGUAAGGUUCACACACUAUCAGCGUUGGACCGUGGCAUGGGCUGCCACAGUCUGCACGUUAUAUUCUACUACAAGAACGAGGAUAACUGGUUUAAGUCCUUUGAUUUGGACCCUUUGAGGGAAUCCUUGUCGGAGGUUCUGACUCAGUACCCUGUUUUGACGGGCCGGUUGGUUCGAGGGGCGAAUGGUGAGUGGGAAGUGAAGUGCAAUGAUGCGGGCGUUAGGACCAUAAAGGCCACUGUGGAUGCCACCCUUCAUGAAUGGCUCAAAUCUGCUUCUUACUCUGAGGAAAAGCUUCUGGUUGCUUGGGAUGAUAUGCCCGAGGAUCCCUCCACUUGGUCACCCUUUCGAAUUCAGAUAAACAGCUUUCAAGAAGGAGGUGUUGCAAUAGGAGUAAGUUGCAGUCACAUGAUGGCAGAUCUAACUUUCAUUGCAUCAUUCUUCAAAUCAUGGACGGAAUUUCACAGCCAUUUUCCCAUCACUCACCCUCCUUUGAUCGCUCCACUUUCUACUCGCGGCCAUGCAUCAUCGUCAUCAUCGUCAUCCACAAAAACAGCCUCUGCAACAAACUUUGCCACAGCCACCUUCAAGUUUUCGAGUUCAACCAUCAAACAGUGCCUCUCCAAAGUCCAUGACUCGUGCCCCAACGCCACCCCAUUCGACUUUCUGGCGGCUCUGUUUUGGACUCGUAUCGCCAGUGUCAGACCUCCAAAAACUCAGGACCAAACUCACUCUCUGCGCAUCUGCAGCGACUUCAGGAGUCUCCUGAAACCUCCCCUCCCAAUCGGGUACUUGGGAAACGCCUUGCACUUUUCAACGCUCUCGCAGAAAGUGAAAGACGUGGAACUAGGAGGCAUAGUUAGUGCAGUGCAUUGGCAGAUGGAAAAGCUUUCAGAAAUAGGGGCUAGCAAUGAAGGGAAACGCGUGUAUGGGAGUGAGUUAACUUGUGUCUGCAUGGAGCACUUGAUGGAGGAGGAAGAUCAGGAGUCAUUGUUAUACGGUGCAGGGUUUGUAAAUAACGAGAAACCAGUUCAUGUUUCGUGUCGGGUAGGGAAUGUGGAGAGCGAAGGUUUGAUCAUGGUGAUGCCUAGCGCGGAGGGAGGGCUUUCAAGAUCGGUGACGGUGAUGCUGGCGGAGGAAGAGGUGGCUGAACUGAAGAAAGACGAAGCUAUAAUGGAGUUGGAGGCUGUGAUGGUUCUUGCUGGUUGUGGAAUGGAUGAUUGAUUUUACACUUUGACUUGAAAGUUAACUUUUUUCUGGUUUCUUGUCUCUGUCUUCUUUUCUCUUUCCUUUUGUGAAUGUAAAGCUGGCACCUUUGCUUGUGGGAGCAGACAAGUAUAAAGGUUCUUGCACGAUGCUCACAUCAACGUGCUUAAUUUGGAAGAACCAAAAAGCUUUUCACGAACCUGGUAUAGUAUAGAACCAGCUCAAAUCUGUUGCGGAAAGUGAGAUAAUAGUAUUUGUGUACCUUCAACUUCUGAUGAGUCAGGCUCGCAGUGUACCCUGCUUCAGUAAAUUCGUUACAUCACUUUUGUUUAUU
Messenger RNA from Vigna umbellata (rice bean), 1654 nucleotides. RefSeq names its product acetyl transferase 1-like. Lineage: Eukaryota; Viridiplantae; Streptophyta; Magnoliopsida; Fabales; Fabaceae. Gene Ontology annotation, molecular function: acyltransferase activity, transferring groups other than amino-acyl groups. The record is from RefSeq and is a predicted model, not a curated record.